Messenger RNA from Acanthoscelides obtectus, 1877 nucleotides. The record is from the annotation of a GenBank genome assembly. Lineage: Eukaryota; Metazoa; Arthropoda; Insecta; Coleoptera; Chrysomelidae.
AGUGACUAACGAUGCCUAAGGUCAAAUACUAUGAUAAAAGCAACAUAAAUAGGGCAGUGCAAGACGUCAUCAACAAAGUUGAAUCAUAUAGAUCUGCAGAAUUGAAAUAUGGAGUUCCGAAAUCGACUAUAGAAUUUAAAAUUAAGCAUCCUGAUCACAAAAAUACUUGUGAUCCCUCACCUGUUCUCAACGAAGAGGAAGAGAUGAUAUUGGUGAACUGGAUCCUAGAAACAGCACGAAAAGGAUUUCCAAAGAAGGCGAACGACCUCAAGUCCAGUGUUCAAAAUUUUUUAAGUGAUCAUCCGCGGAAAAAUCCUUUCAACAACAAUAGGCCUGGCGAUGCAUGGGCUUUUCUGAAAAGGCAUCCGGAAAGUGUUGAAAGAAGUAGCGAAUCUGUGAGCGCCGCUAGUGCGUGUGUAUCCGAAAAAGAUAUCAGACUAUGGUUCUCUGAAUUAGAAACUUACAUAAAAGGAAAUGACUUGGAAGAUGUGAUAUCUGAUCCUACUCGAAUAUAUAAUGCGGAUGAAACAGGAUUUGAAGUUAGCCCUUCUACUGGCAAAGUAUUUGCGAAACGUGGUGCAAAAAACGUUUACACAAUCGAUAGAGGUGCAGCAAAAGAAAAUAUAACAGUUAUCUUUGCUUUUUCAGCUAAUGGGGAAAUUGGUGUACCUAUGAUCAUUUACCCCUACGUGAGAUUUCCUGAAAAGAUUGCUAAAUCAGUAAACCCAGAGUGGGGCAUCGGCCGUAGCCCUAAAGGAUGGAUGACCAGCGAAACAUUCUAUGAAUAUAUUGUGAACGUCUUCCAUCCUCAUCUUGUGAAACAUAAUAUUAAGUUUCCAGUGAUCUUGUUCUUGGAUGGUCACAAGUCCCAUCUUAAUUAUAGUUUAAGCCUCCUGUGUAAAAGGUUACAAAUAGAAAUAUUCGCUUUAUAUCCAAAUUCGACCAGGAUCUUACAACCAUGCGAUGUUGCUGCUUUCCGACCACUUAAGCAAGCUUGGCGCCGGACAGUCAGAGAAUGGGAAGAAGAGCACCCAUCUGAACUUCUCAAUAAAGUGAAUUUUGCUCCUGUCGUAGAAAAAGCUUUUGAAUCCAGUAUAAAACCUGAAACACUGGUUAAUGGUUUCAAAGCAUGUGGGCUAUUUCCGUUCAACAAAAAUGCGAUCGCUUACACUAAAUGUCUAGGAGCUAAAGGCACAAACCACACAAUAAUUCAGGAUGUUCCUCUAUUGCAAAAUCAGACCAUGGAUUACAAAACAUUUGUUCAGAUUGUAGGCCAAGAAAGGAUUAACAAAUUUGAAAUAUUGAGUCAGCAGGUUCCCGAAAUCUGUAAUGAUGAUUUUAUGUCACUUUUUAAACUUUGGCAAUAUUUCCACAGAACAAGUAAUCAAAAUAAGGUACAUUCAGACCUAAUAUCAGAGACUCAUUCAGAAGCAAACGGAUCAUCCUCUGACAUGCAAGAAGGGUUACCAAUUGUUAAUCAGGAUACUAUAGAAAAAACACAUCACCAACUACCACCAGUAGGAAGGAAUGAGGCCACAGUUGAUGUACUAGUGCAUGCCCCAAGAUCUCCUCUCGGAGAUUUGCAAAAUUUAGACACAGCUACAGCUUCAUCCAUGACGCAACGAAUGAGCAACAGUGUCCGUCCCAUAAAUUCUGAGCUAUUCGGUCAAUAUUUCACAAUUCCAGAAAGUCCAAGAAGGAAAGGCAAGAGAAAUGUCGAGAGAAUUCCAUUUGCCAUUACAUCAAAAAAAUGUCAAGAAUUCUUUGAGAAGAAGCAACAGAUAAUAGAAAGAGAAGAAAAGGAAAAAGAAGAGAGAAAAAGAAAACGUGAAGAAAAAGCAAAUUUAAAAAAGAUACUAAAGCCAAAUCACAAAUAA